AUGCUUAGACGAAUAUGUACGUCCAGAUUCUAUAGCGUUGCACUCGCGCUGUCACAGCCAACAAUAUAUGCUUUAUCCACACCAUUUGCGAAAUCGGCGAUUGCUGUGGUUCGAAUAUCGGGACCUCAAGCUUCCUACGUGUAUAUGAAAUUAACAAAAACAGAAGCACAACCAGAGCAUAGAGUUGCGAAAGUGCGUAAAUUGUACUCCGUGCAGGAUUCGAUACUUCUUGAUGAGGCCCUUACGUUGUUUUUCAAACUGCCCAGAACAUACACUGGUUUGGAUUUACUCGAACUUCAUUUACACGGAGGAACAGCGAUUAUAAAAGCAGUGCUAAAAUCUAUAAGGAACCUACAUGAUCCAGAGAGAGGCAAGAUAAUACGACAAGCUGAGCACGGUGAGUUUUCUCACCAAGCUUUUGUCAAUGGAAAAUAUGACCUUACGGCAUUGGAAGGUAUAAGUGAUAUGAUCAAUGCGGAGACAGAGCUGCAAAGAAUUGCAUCAUUAGCUUCGAUGUCUGGUCAAACUAAAGACCUGUUUGUCAAAUGGAGACAGGAUAUAUUAGAAAAUGUGGCCAAUCUCACGACCUUAAUUGACUUUGGCGAGGACCACGAUCUUUCUGAAAUUGACUCGCUUUUUCAUGAUGUUGGCGCAAGUAUCUCGAAAUUGGAGGCAGAUAUAAGAGCAUAUCUAAAGAACGUGAAAUCAUCUCAAGUCUUGUUAAAUGGAAUUCAGCUCACAUUGUUAGGGCCUCCAAACGCUGGUAAAUCUUCCAUACUAAACACUUUGUCAAACAAAGAUGCGGCUAUUGUCAGCGAUGUUGCUGGGACUACAAGAGAUGUGUUGGACAUUCCUUUGGAUAUUGGUGGGUACAAGGUAGUUUUAGGGGAUACUGCCGGUAUACGGCUACUGACUGAAGCUGAUCAAAUUGAACAGGAGGGUAUCAAAAGGGCCAAGGAAAAGUCCCUUUUCUCAGAUCUUAUUCUAGUAGUGCUUGAUCCAACAAACAACCAGCAUAAUGAUGCAAUAUUUGAUCACAUAUUAGACUUGGUUAAUAAUUACCACAAAGAUGUCAUUAUGAUUUUGAACAAGGAGGAUUUGUUUCUGGAGGAAAAGAACGGCAUAGUAGCAAGAUAUGCUGAAUUGCUAAACAUUCCUCGCAAUCUAAUUUAUGUGGUAUCGUGCUCAUCCGGAUACGGUAUUGACACUCUUCGUAACGAGCUAAUUGAGAAGUUUAAAACAAUAACCCACUUUGGGUCCCAAGAUGCGGCCAUCGUCUCCUCCAGAGUCCAAGAUAUUUUAGAGUUUGACGUGUUGAGUGGCUUCGAAGAGUUUCACUACUGGAAAGAACAAGGCGACGUAGUUUUGGCAACUGAAGGCUUAAGGCAAUCCAUAGAAGGGAUUGGUAAAAUAACCGGGGAAGCCAUCGGCGUAGAGGAAAUAUUAGGUGUCGUAUUUUCAAACUUUUGUAUUGGUAAAUAG
This is a messenger RNA of Lodderomyces orthopsilosis Co 90-125, 1482 nucleotides long. RefSeq lists its product as uncharacterized. The record is from RefSeq and is a predicted model, not a curated record. Gene Ontology annotation, cellular component: mitochondrion; cytoplasm. Gene Ontology annotation, biological process: tRNA methylation; tRNA wobble uridine modification. Gene Ontology annotation, molecular function: protein binding; GTPase activity; GTP binding. The transcript has a single exon. Bases 1 to 1482 code for a protein of 493 amino acids. NCBI's taxonomy places the organism in Eukaryota, Fungi, Ascomycota, Pichiomycetes, Serinales, Debaryomycetaceae.